AUGUUUAAAGCAGCAAUAGUUCUUGCCCAUCAAUAUAAUAUUAGUACCGGAGGAGAGUUCAUACGAUGGCAAGAAGGGCAAUCUACCGGUGCUGUGAUAGAUGUUGUGGAUGUUGUAUGUCAUGCAUUGUCUACUUCAAAUAUUGUUGGUAUCGUUGGUCCAUAUUUAUCAAGAGAAGCUGAAAUAAUUGCUCCUUUUGCUCAAAAGAUUGGUAUACCUGUCAUAUCAUAUAGUGCAACUGAUCCUGAUCUUUCUAAUCGAAACGUUUACCCUAAUUUUUAUCGUACAGUUCCAUCAGAUGAUCUAGCUGCAUUAGCUCUUGUAAAACUAUUCAUUCGAUUUAACUGGACAUCAUGUACAGUAAUUUAUCAAAAUGAUGCAUUUGGACUUGGUGGAGUUAGAAGUAUAAGUAAUUCAUUUAAUGCAAGUGGCUUAGCAGUUAAACGAACAGUUGAAUUUGAUAUUGCUACACUUAGUAUUCGCGGUGAUUUGAAAAGCCUUUUAACUAAUGCUGCAACAAGAAUUGUUGUGUUAUGGGCUAUAUCUGCUUAUACACCUUUGAUCUUGCAAGAUGCUCUUGAUUCUAAUGUAGUUGGUCCAUAUUUUACAUGGAUACUAAGUUCUGCUAUUUCGAUAAAUUAUUUCAAUGAAACAUAUUAUCAAAAUUUAAUUGGAAUGCUUUCAAUUGAACCAGUUACAGGAUCAGUUGUCAAUGCAUUAAUUAAUACAACAUUAUUAGAUGCAGCAUAUAGUAUAUGGCAACAAUAUGAACCUGAAUCAUUUCCUGAAUCAAUGAAUGUAGAUUAUUAUGCAUUAUUUGCAUUUGAUGCAACAUGGACAUUAAUUCAAUCAUUACAAAAAUUGUGUGCAUCAAAAAUAAAUAAUUCUUCUUCAUGUUUAUCAUUUUUUGAAUCUUCAUAUUGUUUUAAUUGUCGUUUUGUUCAAUCUAAUCUAUUGUUAGAUGCAGUUACUAGAACAGAAUUUCUUGGUAUAUCUGGUCCUAUACAAUUUAGUUAUAAUGUAACAAAUCGCAUAACUGGUUUGUAUUAUACUGCAAAAAAUACUCAACCUUCUUCGAAUGGUGUGAAUUUUGUUCAUGUAUUAGAUUAUUCUCAUCCUGGUGAUUGGCGAAUACCUGCUCAAGAAAAUAUUAUAGUAUGGUCAGGUAAUUCAUUAACAAAGCCUACUGGUCAAGCAAGUCUUAAGGGUGUAAAUUUACGAAU
Molecule: messenger RNA, 1223 nt
Organism: Rotaria sp. Silwood1
Lineage: Eukaryota; Metazoa; Rotifera; Eurotatoria; Philodinida; Philodinidae
Source: the annotation of a GenBank genome assembly